CCUCUCAGAUAGCAGCACUACGGUAUUUCAGCCUGUAUAAGAGAAGUUGUCUGAACACAUAACAUAGAGUGGAUUUCUGCUUCACAAGCUGGAUAUAUGUGGCUGAACUUGGAUGCAAAGCGUAUCCAUUGUAAAGGAGGAGACAUAAUCAUCUGCUUGUUUGGUUGCAAAUAAAAACUCCGACCACUCAUUUAAAAAUAUAUACAUAACGGUAUUUGAAAAAUAUAUAGCGUAUAUCUAUACCUGCAUUGGAAGAAAAGUGAAAACCACGGAGCCCGUUCACUCUAACACACGGGAGUGCUGAGCCGUUUGGUUUAGAUCAAGGGGAGUCUGCUGUGACACAUCUAAAGGAUUUGUCCCCCGAAGUGUACAAUGUUGUGGAUCGUGUGUGUUUUUUGCACUUUCUCCGUGCUUUCAGUUGGAGCUGAUCUCAAACCACGAAGCUGCAGCGAGGUCAGGCAGGCGUAUACCGCUAAAGGCUUCAGUCUUGUCAAUGUUCCUCACCAGGAAAUAUCAGGGGAACACCUGCGAAUCUGUGCCCAGGGAUACACAUGCUGUACCUCAGAAAUGGAAGACAAACUCAGCCAGCAGAGCAAACUGGAGUUUGAAAACCUGGUUGAGGAAGCAAGUCACUCCCUGCGUACAACCUUUGUGUCCAGACAUAAGAAGUUUGAUGAAUUCUUCCGGGAGCUCCUGGAAAACACCAAGAAGUCCUUAAAUGACAUGUUCGUGCGUACGUACGGCCACUUGUACAUGCAGAACUCAGAGGUGUUUCAGGACCUGUUUGCAGAGCUCAAGAGGUACUACACAGGUGGGAACGUUAACUUGGAGGAGAUGCUGAAUGAUUUCUGGGCUCGGCUGCUUGAACGGAUGUUUCAGCUGGUGAACACACAGUACCACUUUACAGAGGACUACUUGGAAUGCAUUAGCAAAUACACAGACCAGCUAAAGCCUUUCGGAGAUGUGCCAAGAAAACUCAAGGUUCAGGUUACCAGAGCAUUCAUUGCUGCUCGCACCUUUGUCCAGGGUCUCACUGUUGGCAGGGAGGUGGCCAACAGAGUGUCCAAGGUCAGCCCAACUCCAGGGUGCAUCCGGGCACUAAUGAAGAUGUUAUACUGUCCUCAUUGUCGCGGAAUGCCUGCCCUAAAGCCCUGCAACAACUACUGCCUGAAUGUAAUGAAGGGAUGCCUGGCGAACCAAGCCGAUCUUGAUCCGGAAUGGAAUCUCUUCAUAGAUGCCAUGUUGUUGGUGGCAGAGAGGCUGGAGGGACCUUUUAACAUCGAGGCUGUGAUGGAGCCCAUCGAUGUUAAGAUUUCUGAAGCCAUCAUGAAUAUGCAGGAAAACAGCAUGCAAGUGUCAUCAAAGGUGUUUCAAGGUUGUGGGCAGCCGAAACCAGCUCCCCCUGGAAGAUCCACUCGUGCUGUUUCAGAUGUUUUCAACCACCGCUUCAAGCCAUCCGAAGAAAGGCCCACAACAGCAGCUGGCACAAGCCUCGACAGACUGAGGACUGUCUGGAAGACAAUGCAACACAGCGUUGUUGAUAUUAAAGAAAAACUGAAGAAGUCCAAAAAGUUCUGGUCCACAUUACCUGACAGCAUCUGCAGUGAUGUCAAGGUGACAGGUGACAGAUCUGAUGAAGAGGAAUGCUGGAAUGGGCACACGAAGGGCAGGUACUUGCCUGAAGUCAUGAACAAUGGCCUGACAAACCAGAUUAAUAACCCUGAAGUUGAAGUAGACAUCACAAGACCAGACACUUUCAUUCGUCAGCAGAUCAUGGCACUCCGAGUAAUGACAAACAAACUGAGGAAUGCAUAUAAUGGAAACGAUGUCAAUUUUCAAGACGCAAGUGAUGAAGGCAGUGGGUCAGGAAGCGGCAGUGGCUGCACUGAGAUGUGCAUCCCUGAGUUUGAAGUUAUCAGCACAAAAGCCCCCACUGUCGUCGUGGACAGAUUUGCUGAAACAAAGGCUUCAGCCCCCAAGCCGAGCCAUUCCCUGGUACUCACUGUGUUCCUUCUCUGCACGAUCUUCGCACUGCAGAGACCAUUGAGAUAAUGCUGGUGACCGUGCUGAUGGACAGACAGCAGGCCUUGCUGUUUUGUUCAUGUUGGACACAUGACUACACCUUGGCAAUUAAAAGAGUUCUGAAAUGGAGAGCGCAGUAUCGUAACCUGCUUCCCCUUUUCCAAAGAAUGCUUGGUGCCAUCUUGAAGCAGCUUAUGCCAAACUGCUUACUCCUUCUCCAGAGCUUUCUGAAGAUGCUGUACUGAAGAACAACAUACUGUCCAAGAUUUUACUUUAAAUCUAUUUUUUCUUUUCUUUCAUACAGUAAAAAAGUGAAGAGAUGUCACGGAGACUUAAGUCCGGACUCAGUUUCCAUUUUACAGAGGUCCCCCACCCCCCCACCAAACAAAACAAACCACUGUGAGAAUCCAUUUAGAAGGAAAUCUUAUGAGAAGAGCAACCUAUUACUAAGGAUCCCUUAAGCCAAACAGUUAAUAUGAAAUUGGAAAGAUCGCAUUUUUAAUAAAGGGUGUUGCCUAUUGAAGAUAAGGCUUCUUAUCAUUUUACUUUUAAUUGAGCACUCUUUUCAGUUUAUCUCCCUUAUGAGACUUUAAAAAAAAAAGUCACUUUUUUAUAUUUUUAAGGGGGGGGGGGGGGGGGUAUUUUUGAUUUUUAGUGUUAGUCUGUAUUUUCUUAUUGGUCAAAGUGGUUGACCAUAUGCAAAUAUGAAGAAAAAAAAAUGCAACAGGUGGGCAACAUUUGACAGUCAUUUUUUCUUUUCUUUCCCCCAUUUCUAUUAAGAGUUUUUAAAGUAUGAAUGUAUAUUUUUAAAGUCCUACUGGAUCAUUAGUACAGAUUGCUCAUAUCUCUUCAAAGCUCUGGGAAUGACUGCGUUGUGUUUCUUUUAGAUGCAGACCAUACAGAGUUGUUUUGUACUGGUUGUGUUUCAUAAAAAAAAAAGUACUUUUUAAGUAUACAGGUUUUUACUAAUCUAGCAAUUACUGAUCGUAUGAAAUUGAUAGGCAGUAAAUGUCCUGCCUUAGGACUUUAAGCCAUGUGUGUUGGGCAUGCUUAGCAUGUCAGGCGUACCAGAACCCAGGAGUUGGCUUUACACCCGUGUUAACUGAAGCACUGUACACUAUUUGAAUCUGAUCCACUGUAUCUUCUCUACAAAAAGAAAAAAAAAAUGCAUUAUAUCUAUAGAGAAAAUAUGCUCAUACAAUGGUUCAUAUUGCUAUUACAUAGGAUAUCCUUUUAACACAUGUAUUUUUUAAAGAGGGAUUUUGCUUCUGAGUUAACAACUAGGAGCAAAACAAUGUAUUUCUCUUCUUUAGUCUUAGUAUUAAUCAUCUAUUUUUAUAAUCACAGAUUUUACGAAAUUGUAUCUAUUAGCUCAGGGUUGACAUGUCUGUAAACAUGCAAGGUGUUUUGUCAACCGUUUUUUUCUUUUUUUUUUUCUUUUUUUUAUUGCACAUGCUAAACUCCUUCAGGCUCCUCUUGUUUUUCUGGUGUCCUUUCAAUCCUCCAUCCAAUAGAUAUCAUUAUAACUUCUCAGCUGCUCAUGCCAAAGGGAUAGAUAAUCCCUUUAGGCUGCUCAGACACAGUGAGGACCUGGCCGGUUUCAUGUUCUCAGGGUGUUAAAUGCACCCAACAACACAUUCUGCCUCAGUGACAAAGAUUCAGUAAAUAUGAGGAAUGAGUCAGGAUGUUGGGAUUCAAGUAACAACCACCUCAAUUCAGGAUCAAAAGCUUAAUGAUUCAAGUGUUUGUCAGCUACAUUCAAUGUGCCCAUGGCACUACACUCCUACGUGUAAAUACACGAAGAUAAAAAAAACACUACAUCUUACAUUGUAGCCCAUUUUAUGCUGUUUUUGUUUAGUACUACAAUCACAUUUAUCACAAAAUAACCUAAAUAGAUAUUAUUACACAUAAUUUAACAUAAGGAGUUUUUUUUUUGUUUUUUUUUAAUAGAAGCCAGUGUUUUGCUUGGUAUGCAUUGCCUUACCCGUUUUCAGAAGUUGGGGUUCUAAAUUUUUCUGAAACUCAUAAAGACUAUAUAAGAAAUCCCACAGUAAAGAGUGAUGGAAAGGUUUGUACACAGUGCUCGAUCAGGAUGCUUAACUUGAGACUCAUUUGUCAUCUGCUGAGCUUCAGAAUAAGGAAGCUGUUUGCUGGAUACCCCAGCAGUACAUUUCAUUUGGGUUUUAAUUUAUAUCCUGAGUCAGAUCAUGACUACAUUGUCUGAAUUGUAUGCCUACAUUUAAAUUGUAUUAUUAUUAUUAUUUGUUUAUUUAACAGACGCCUUUAUCCAAGGCGACUUACAGAGACUAGGGUGUGUGAACUAUGCAUCAGCUGCAGAGUCACUUACAAUUACAUCUCACCCGAAAGACGGAGCACAAGGAGGUUAAGUGACUUGCUCAGGGUCACACAAUGAGUCAGUGGCUGAGGUGGGAUUUGAACCGGGGACCUCCUGGUUACAAGCCCUUUUCUUUAACCACUGGACCACACACCCUCCCUGUAUAAUAUUAUUAUUAAUAAUAUUAUUAUUAAUAAUAAAUAAUAAUAAUAAUAAUAAUAAUAAUAAUCUGUUUUCCGCUUUGCCACUUAUUCUGAUAAGGCACUAUUAAUUAUUUAAUCUACUGUAAUUACAAAUUACAUUUAGAGUAUUUUGUCCCUAGUGGGGUUCCAUCAGAUUCUAUGUGGUUCACAUAGUAAAAACGGGCCUGUACAUCAGUGAACAAAUAGUCAGCAGCCCAUUGCUUAAACACUCUGCAAUAUUCUAGGUUUAUUUUAAUUUCAGUUGCCAAUCAUAAUACAUAUUUUUCCAAAUCUAUAUGCGGUAUAACAAAGCUUCCCAAUGUAUUAUUUUAGCUAUUUUCUCUGUGUUGCAUUAUACCAAACAAAACAUAAAUGCAGGCUUCUUCAAUUAACCAUUAGAAGGACGGACGAUAGGCUGUAUAUGUAUAUUUUCCAAAAUGCUUUUGGUUUUAGCAAGUUGUUUGGAAAGUUAUAUUCAGUAUUAGUUUGCAGUAGCAGGUAUGGGAUUGAUAGUCAUUUGGAGAUGGCAUAAAACAAUAUUGUGCAACACAGUAUUGUGCUAUGCAGUUUCGAGGCCUGAGGCACAAGUGAAAAUGAACUUGUGGAAGAGGUCAGUAAAAAAAAAUUAGAGGUCAGUAAAGGGAGGAGGGCUGGGGGUACAGUGCUAAAUCUGCUGCUGCCGUGCACAUGGUAGAAAUCAAGGCUCAAGUUCCGUGAAGCUUAAAAAGCUAGCAGGGCUGGAAAUGAGAAACUUAAGUGCCAGCGACAACUGGGUAAAGCUUGAAUGCACUCGUGAGAAUUUUCAUGGCUACAGCAAUUGUGAGGAGAGCAGGUAUUGGAGUAAACAAGUUAAUAUCACUAAAGCAGACCCUUCUAAAAUGAAAGCAAACAGAAAAGUAAAUUAAUCAUUUGUUAUGGGCCUCAUGUUUCAAAAGUGGCAGUGAUUAGGAAACUUUUAUAAAGGCUUAUAGCUAGUAUAAUGGUGUUAAGGUAAUAUACAGUACUUUGUCAUGUUCCAACUUUUGUUACAGAUAGUAAAAGCCAUCAAUAGGGAAUACAUUACGUAUAUACAUAACUCCAGCAUCAGAACAAAAGCAUUUAUUCUUCGCUGACUGUAGCUUGCAUGUUUGUUUUAUAUUUUAACUGACUUUAUGCUUUAUUUAACUUAUGUUGAGUUAUCAAUAAUAUAUAGUUUCACAGAGCAAGUCCUUUCAUUUGAGUUAAGGUCUACAUUUAUUGGAAAUAAAACAUUUUAUACAGAUGGAUAGAUAUUAUUAUUACACUGUGGGAUUUAAAGAACAAUUUGUGAUUUGUGAAUCUCCAUCAAGCAAGUGCUUAAGAAAAGAAGUUAAUGUACUCAUCUGCUUUAAAUAAAAUAUUUUCCUGUAAUGGUGUUGCAGCUUCUCCAUCUCAUUGUGUAACUAUUGUCAGUACGGCUGAUACAGUUGACAAAGGUUUUGCUUUUGCUGUAAAAAUCACACAGUGUCAUUUAUUUUGUACUUUUAAAUUAUUCCAACUCGGUGUUUUAUGUAAAAAGAACUGACUCUGUCUGUUUACAUCAACAAGAAAAAAAUCUUGAAAGGUGUUUCAAAACAGUUUAACACAUGUUAUUGUAAACAAAAACAUAUUUUACACUCCUUGCAAACUACCUUACUAUUAUUUUUGUUUUUAUUACAAUGGUUUGCAUUUGGUUACUUUUUCUUGUAACAGAACUAUAUAAAAUUGGAGGUGUGCUAAUAAAACAUGAAUUGAAAUAGUCAA
This is a messenger RNA of Acipenser ruthenus (sterlet), 6300 nucleotides long. Its product is annotated as glypican-6-like. Lineage: Eukaryota; Metazoa; Chordata; Actinopteri; Acipenseriformes; Acipenseridae. The transcript has 10 exons. Gene Ontology annotation, biological process: regulation of signal transduction; cell migration; regulation of protein localization to membrane. The record is from RefSeq and is a predicted model, not a curated record. Gene Ontology annotation, cellular component: extracellular region; synapse; plasma membrane. The coding region runs from base 373 to 2052 and encodes 559 amino acids.